GCACGGCCGGGCGUCGGGGCCACAGGCAUUGCACUCUAGCCCUGGCCAUGGAGCGGCCGGCAUCAGGCGAGGUGCUCAUGAGCCAGGCCAUCCAGCCGGCGCACGCCACUGCCCGCGGUGAGCUGAGCGCCGGGCAGCUGCUCAAGUGGAUCGACACUACCGCCUGCCUGGCGGCUGAGAAACAUGCUGGAGUUUCCUGUGUUACAGCCUCAGUGGAUGACAUACAGUUUGAGGAGACAGCUAGAGUUGGACAAGUUAUAACCAUCAGAGCAAAAGUUACUAGAGCAUUCAGCACAAGCAUGGAGAUCAGUAUCAAGGUCAUGGUACAGGACAUGCUCACUGGCAUUGAGAAGCUUGUUAGUGUGGCUUUCUCCACAUUUGUAGCCAAACCAGUUGGAAAAGAAAAGAUUCAUUUAAAACCAGUCACACUUCUAACUGAACAAGAUCAUGUGGAACAUAAUCUGGCUGCUGAGAGAAGGAAAGUUCGAUUACAACAUGAAGAUACCUUUAACAAUUUAAUGAAGGAAAGUAGCAAGUUUGAUGAUCUCCUUUUUGAUGAAGAGGAAGGAGCGGUUUCCACAAGGGGCACCUCUGUUCAGAGCAUUGAACUGGUCCUCCCACCCCACGCAAACCAUCACGGAAAUACAUUCGGUGGCCAGAUUAUGGCUUGGAUGGAGACGGUGGCUACUAUUUCUGCAAGCCGCCUGUGUUGGGCACAUCCCUUUCUGAAGUCCAUAGAUAUGUUUAAGUUCCGGGGGCCAUCUACAGUUGGAGAUCGUCUUGUCUUCACUGCCAUUGUCAACAAUACAUUUCAGACCUGUGUUGAAGUUGGAGUUCGCGUGGAGGCCUUUGACUGUCAGGAAUGGGCUGAGGGCCGAGGGCGUCACAUCAACAGUGCUUUUCUCAUUUACAAUGCUGCUGAUGAUAAGGAAAAUCUCAUCACAUUUCCCAGAAUUCAACCCAUUUCAAAGGAUGAUUUUAGACGCUAUCGGGGAGCUAUUGCACGCAAGAGAAUUCGCCUAGGCAGGAAAUAUGUUAUUUCCCACAAAGAAGAGGUUCCACUUUGCAUACACUGGGAUAUCAGCAAGCAGGCAUCCCUGAGUGACAGCAAUGUGGAGGCCCUCAAAAAACUGGCAGCCAAAAGGGGAUGGGAGGUUACCAGCACUGUGGAAAAGAUAAAAAUAUAUACUCUGGAAGAGCAUGAUGUUUUAUCUGUUUGGGUUGAAAAGCACGUGGGAAGUCCAGCACAUUUGGCUUAUCGUCUCUUGUCUGACUUUACAAAGCGACCUUUGUGGGACCCCCAUUGUGUGUCCUGUGAAGUCAUAGACUGGGUGAGUGAAGAUGAUCAGCUGUGUCACAUCACCUGUCCUGUGCUGAAUGAUGACAAACCCAAAGACUUGGUAGUACUCAUAUCACGAAGAAAACCUCUCAAGGAUGGUAACACUUACACAGUGGCAGUGAAGUCGGUCAUUUUGCCGUCGGUGCCCCCGUCUCCACAGUACAUCAGAAGUGAAAUCAUAUGUGCCGGAUUUCUCAUCCAUGCUAUUGACAGCAGCUCAUGCAUUGUAUCUUACUUUAACCAUAUUUCUGCUAGCAUCCUUCCUUACUUUGCUGGAAAUCUUGGUGGCUGGUCGAAAUCCAUUGAAGAAACAGCAGCCUCUUGUAUACAGUUCUUAGAGAAUCCUCCUGAUGAUGGGUUUAUAAGCACAUUUUAAAUGGUCAACUUUCAAUUACCGGUAAUUUAAUUUCCCACUUUUAAUUCCAGACACCCUUAGCCCUGACAUUUGUCAAGCUUUUGGGCCACAAAAUAAUUAAUAUAAGCCUAAGCAAAAUGCAGUGGAAAAGUUAAAAAAUAAAAUGCAUCUUAAGUCAAAUACCAGUGAUUUGGAUUAGCAUUAAAAGAGCUUUAAAAUUCUGUUUUAAGUCAUCUGUGGCUCUGCCUCUUCCAGGGGCACAGAUAGUGGAAAAUUGCCUGUAUGCAAUACUAUGUGUUCUAUAAAAUGGCAUGAAUUUAGUUUAAAUUAUCAUAAACAUUUUUAGGUUACAGAGUGAAACGUGUGUUCUGUGUGAAAUUCCAAAAAAAAAAUUAUAAAAUCUAAAAUGAUGAUUUGCUAA
Molecule: messenger RNA, 2115 nt
Organism: Cercocebus atys (sooty mangabey)
Lineage: Eukaryota; Metazoa; Chordata; Mammalia; Primates; Cercopithecidae
Gene: ACOT12
Product: acyl-CoA thioesterase 12
Exons: 15
Coding region: 48-1715 (555 amino acids)
Cellular component (GO): extracellular exosome
Molecular function (GO): lipid binding; acetyl-CoA hydrolase activity
Source: RefSeq, a predicted model, not a curated record